GUGUGCAAUUAUAGAAGUAAAUGCAUAAAUGAAGAGCUUAACACUGAGGGGACUUGGCUACAUACUUGUUUUGUUUUUUGUUUUGUUUGUAGGCUAGGCUAGCCUUGGAACUCCCAACACCAGUCCUCUUGCUGGGGAAAUUGUCUUCGUAAAUUUGACAAGCGACUUAGGAAACUUUUCCAUUUUCAAAGCCAAAUCCUUUACAAGUUGUGUUGUUGAUGAUUUAUAGAGUGUGUAGUGGAACGUUAUAAAAUUCAGGUAGUACAAAACAGUGAAAUGUAAGUCAUCCUCCCACUGUCACUGUUUCCCAAGUCCUGAAUCACAGCAGAUUAAUAUGCAUAGCGAGGGAGAGAGAGAGAGAUCAAAACUAUAGGGAGUGUUUAAAUUUUAAAAAUUUUUACAGAAAAAGACACAUUAUCAUCAAUCCUCAAAAUACUCCCCCUUGCUUCAAAACACACUUCUCCCAUUGAACUUGGCAAUGUGUCUUUUACUGCACUUUAAAAAAAAUAAUUUAAGCAUUUUCCUUACAUCUCUGUCCUUUAUUUAGCAAGAGGAGCAUGUUAUACACAAAAUACUACAACUGCUUCUUUACAUUUUUUUUUUUUUUUUUACCCCUAGUACUGGACAAUGAAUCCAGGGCCUUCACACGGAGCUACAUGGUCUUGCUAAAUCAGUAAACCUAGGCUGGGCUGAAUUUGUGGUCUUCCUGCUUCAGUCUUCCUUUGGAUUGCAAGGAUGUGCCACUCUACCUGAUCCUUGGUUCUUUACUGAUAAGCUCUUUUUGUUGUUUUAUUUGUUAUUUACUGAUAAAGAUCUUAAACUGUUCUUGUUCUUUUGCAAUUAUAAAAGGCAUCUUGCAGUGAGUAGCCCUUUUUGUGCAUUUUGUGUGGAGGUGGUGGAAUUGAAAUUGCUAAGGCAAAGUAUGUACAGUAUUUACAUCCUUGCAAAGAGAAUAUUGCUGUGUGCAGCCAACAAUGUAAAGUGUUUUUUCAACCUCCUCAUGAAUAGAGUGAUAAAUAUCUUUUUUUCUUCUUUUCUUGUCACUUUGCUGGAAUGCUACCUUGUUUCCAGUGCUUGGACCCUGAACGUGCCGCAGGAAUGCUCUACCAAUGAGCUUUAUCCCCGUUCUGGUUACUUUAAUUUGCCUCUUACUUACUAUAACAUUAUCUUUUAACAUUUAAAGUAAAUUUUUUUCUUUUUCGUAUCUUAGUUGCCUUGUCAUGUUCCUCUUGUGGUUUCAUAUUUAUUUAGUUUUGUGAUACUAGAAAUUGAACCAAGUACUUUCACAGUUACUCUCAGUCCUUUUUAUUUUAAUUUAAUGUUAUUUAUUUAUUUUGAUACAGGUCUUGCUGUGUAGUGCAGGUUGGCUUUGAACUCACGUAGGUAGCCUAGGGUGGCCUCGAAUUCACAGUGGUGUUUUUGCCUCAGCCUCCUAAGUACUGGCAUUACAGGCAUGUACCACCAUGUCUGUUUUUUAUAUUUAGAGACAGAGUCUCUUAAAUUGCCCAGGCUGGGAUGGAACUUGUCAUCUUUCUGCCUCAGCCUCCAAAACUGCAGUUUACUGGCCAAUGCUGCCAUAUCCUACUCCUUUCUGUUUUUUCUAAUGGAUUUGUUUCUUUUGUUGGUGCUCUGAAGUGGGUUUGUUAAAACUCUUAAGAUAUGAGCACUUCUAAAUGAAAAAGAGAGAGAAAAAAAAAUCCUCAUUGGUCUAGGGAUUUAGCUCAGCGGCAUAAGCACCUGCCUUGCAAGCAGGCAGUCGUGAGUUCGAUCCCUGGCACCGAUAAAAACGAAAAAGACAAAAAAAAAAAAAAAAAGAUAUGCGCACUUAGGCAUUUGAAUUUCAAAUUUUUGCUCUUUUAAAAAUAAUAACAGGGUGGGGAUAUAGUUCAGCAGCACAGCAUAAGGUCCUGGCAAGCACAAGAUCCUGAGUUCAAGUCUCUUGAUACUAAAAUAAUAACAACAGCUAUAGCUGGCCAUGGUACACGCCUGUAUUCCAAGUAAGUAUUUGAGGAUUCCCACAAGGUUGAGGCCAGCCUGCACUCCAAAGCAAGACCCUGUCUCAAAAAAAUAACAGUUUUUUUUUCUCUUGUACUGGGGAUCGAACUCACGACCGCGUGCUUGCAAGGCAGACACUUAUGCCGCUGAGCUAAAUCCCUAGCCCCAAAAGUAACAGCUUUAUUAUUCUUCAAUUAGCAUAAAACAUCUUUUUAAAACAUGUUCCUAUUUAGAGAUUUUAGUACAUCCACAUUGUAUAACCUUUGAUUACCCUUAAAUAAUCUUACAAGUAGUAGUCAUUACCAAGUCCCUGUGCCCUCCACUGGCAGCUACUACUCUACUUUCUGUGUAUAUUCCUAUUCUGGAUAUUUUAUUUAAAUGGAAUCACUCAACCUGUAGCCUUUUGUGUGUAGCAUAUUGCAGGAGGCUCAAUAAGCAUGAGGAGUGUUAACAUUAUUCUUUAGGAGUUUGCAAAUAAAACUACAAGAAGAUACCAUUUUAUACUCACUCUAAUCAUAUAAUCAAAUGGCUAUAAUGAAAAAGGCCGUAAGUCGCCUUCCCCAAGAAGUAGAGUCUAAGGACCCUCUUAAAUUGCUGUGAAAAUUUCUUUCCUUUUUUUUUUUUUUUCCUCUUUUGAGACGGGAUCUCACUUUGCAGUUCAGGCUGGCCUUGAGCUCACUUUGUAGCCCAGGCUGGUCUUGAACUCGCAAUGAUCCUCCCACCUCAGCCUCCCAAGUGCUGGGAUUACAGGCGUGAGCCACCAUGCCCGGCUUGCUGUGGAAAUUUAAAAUGGUAUAGACUCCUUGGAAAAUAGUUUGGCAGUUUCUUAAAAUGUUAAAUGAAGUGGUAAAUAAAUUUGUGCUGUUUUGAACGCUAUACAGUGUUUACAAGUAUUGAUAACACUACACAGUUUCUUACAGUUUGUACAGAUUUGAUUUGGGUUUUGUUGCUAUGUGUUGAGGACUGAAACCAGGAUCUCAUGAUUGCUAAACAGGCUAUCACUAAGCUACACCCCCAGCCCAGUACAAUUUUAUGUAUCGUUUUUUUCAAAAGUUAAAUGUAUGUUUACCCUGGGACCAAAUGCUUCUACUUGCAGAUAACUGCUCAAGAGAAAUGAAUACUUUCGUCCACAUAGAGUUGUAUGUUAAUGUUCUCAAUAGCACUAUUUUUGUUUUUGUUUUCUUUUUGUUCAAGGCCUUCACACUGAGCUAUAUUCCCAGCCCUUUUUACUUAUUUAUAUUUUAUUUUGAGACAGGGUCUUACCAACUUGCCUAGGUUAGGUUCAAACUUUCAGUCCACCUGCUUUAGGAAUACAGGAGUAUACCACCACGCCCAGCAGCACUGUUCAGAAUAGCCAAUGCAUGGGAACAAUUCAAAUGUCUGUUGGCUAGUCAGUGUAUAAAUGAAGUCAAAGUUACCCAUACAGUGAAAUACUGUAUAAAGAAAAGUACUGACACAUGCUGCAGUCUUAAUUUCUACAGAUGUCUUGUAAUAAUACAUAAUGUGCCGCUGUUGGUUAGUAUCUGAGGAAACUGAGUGAGGGGAUCUGAGAAAUCUGUUCUGGCUACAGUUGUUUGUAAAUCUAAAAUCAUUCUACACAAAGUUUUAUUUUGUUUAUUUUUUUAAAGGCAUUAGAAAAAUUGGCAAAAUCCAAAUAAAGUCUGUAGUAGAGUUAAUAGUAUUGUAUCAAAUAGUAUAGUAUUAAACUUUGUGAUGUCGGUCUCAUAGCUGGAUGAAAGGUUUGUAGGGAUUCUAGUAUAUCUGUAGCUUUUCUGUAAAUUUAAAAUAAUUCUAAAAUUAAAAUAAUUUUUAAAAUAUGUACUUGUAAUUUUGAAAGCUACUAUCAUGGUUUAUAUCUUGGUAUUUCCCUAAAGCCCCAGGUGAUCAUAAGCAGGAAGUUUGGGAGGUGAUUGGAUUAUAGGGGCAUUGUAGCUGCCUUGAUUUUAGGAGGUGGGCUCUGUUCAGAAGAGACAGGUCACUGUGGGCAUGAUCUGGAAUAUUUCCAUUCCUGGCUCUUUUCCUUGGCUCUUGUUCCCUGCUGCCAUGCCAUGAAGAAACUGUUCCUUCCCUGUGGCCUUCUGUCAUGCUGUCCUACCUUUGAGCCAGCAGACUAUAGACUAAAAUGUCUACAAACUAUGAACCAAAAUAAACCUCUCUUUCCUUAAAUUGUGGAUAUGGGGUAUUUUGUCCCAGCAAAGAGGAAAGUGACUAAGACAGAUUCUGGUACUGGGAGUGAUGUUAUUACUGUGCUGCUAUCUGACCAUAUAGUUCAGAGGUCUUUAAAACUGGCUCAUAGGAGGAAUUGGAAAGUUUUAAAGAUGCUGGCUAAAUGUUGUAAGCCAAGCUUGAUGAGUGAUUAUGGUCAGAGCUUAGAAGACCUGAAUGCUUGUAGAAAUGCAGAUAAUAAAGUCUAGGCUUGGGAUGUUUCAGUUAGAAACAAGGACUCUAUUGGCUAUUGGACUUUAGGCCAUCUGUGCUAUGUUUUGGCUGAAAAUUUGUCUACAUUUUGCUCUGAGACAAGUGUCCAGAGACUUUGUGGGAGAAUGAGAUAAAGGACAGCAGAUAAUCAAUCUAGCAAAGGAAAUUUCAAGCCAGCCCAACAUUCAUGCUGUCAAGGGCCUUUAGCCCAAAUGACAAAACUAAGUUUCAAGUUUCACUAGAAAGGAAGCGCGUACAAAGUUGGGACCUGUUGGGCUGGGAAUGUACCUUGGUGGUAGAGCUCUUGUCUUGCAUACACAAGGCCCUGAGUUUGAUCCCCAGCUCCACCAAAAAAAAAAAAAAAAAAAAAAAAAGAGUGGGGACCUAUAAAAUUAGACCAGAGAAGAGCUUAGUUGCUGAAAACAUAGUAUUUAGGAAGAAAUCAAGAGGCGGGGGAUAGAGCUCAGUGACAUAAGCACCUGCUUGGUAAGCAUGAGGACAUGAGUUCAAUCCCUGGUACCAAAAAAAAAGACUACUAAGGGGCUCAAUGGCAUAGCUCAAUGGCAUAAGUGUCUGCCUGGCAAGCUCAAGGUCCUGAGUUCGAUAUCCAAAAAAAAAAAAAAAAAAACAAAAAAAACAAAAAGCAAUCAAGGGCCAGAGAUACAGCUCAGCAGCAUAGCAUGAGCCUGGCAAGUGUGAGAUCCUGCGUUCAAUUCCCAGUACCAAAAAAAGAGUCAAAGCCAGUUGUGGUGAUACAUGCCUAUAAUCCCAGCAGUAAGGAGGCUGAGGCAGAAGGAUCACAAGUUUGAGGGCAACCUGGGCUACAUAAGUGGGUUCAAGGCCAGCCUACACUACAUAGUGAGACCCUGUCUCAAACCCCCCCCCCCCGCCCGCGCAAAAAAGGCACAUACUUCGAGUCAGAACAAUAGGGAGGCUGCCUUGAAGACAUGGAAGAAACCGCAGGCCUUACCCGUUGGCCUGCGGAAGUGAAAGACUUUGCGCUGAAAAGAACCCCAGGACCCCCUUCUUGAGGACUGUCUAGGGAAUUGCUUCCCCAAGAUUUGGUUCAGGCUGCUCAGCCCCCUAGGCACUCAGUUGUCUCUGCAUGUAUGAGGCAAAAGGACCUGGUUACUGUUGGUGUGGCAGCACCUUGGUGUGUCAUCCACAUGGUGCUGGUUUUAUGAGCAUGCAGAAUAUAAUGGGGUUACAGAAGUUUCUCCCCAGAUUUCAGAAACUGUGGAAAUGAAACCAAAAAUACAGUGGAGAUCCAGGGACACUGGGAAAGUGAGAAGCUGGAAUGUCUGAGGAAAGCUACAAGGAUUGAGCAAAGGCAGCCUCUCACCAGCAAUGCUAUAGGAACUAUAGGGCUUGGGCUACCUAAGCAUUUUAGAGGAUUUUGUGUUUUUGUUUUUUUUUCUUUUUCAUAGGGUUGAACUCUGUAUAGUACUUUAGGCCGGCUUGAACUCUGUAGAGCCCAGACUAGCCUUGAACUCAUGGUGAUCCUCCUGAGUGCUGGGAAUACAGGUGUGUACCACCAUGCCCAGCUGCCUUUUGGAGUAUAUAUCACCACGUUUUGUACCAGGUGCUAGACAUGGAGCUACAAGAUUUUAUUUUUUAUUUUUGUCUUUUUCCUUUUUAUGGGUACCAGGGAUCGAACUCAGGACUGCCUGCUUGCAAGGCAGGUGCUUAUGCCACUGAGCUAAAUCCCCAGCCCGGAGCUACAAGAUUUAAUCUUACUGAAUUUGACCUUGCUAUGAUCCCAUUCCUUUCUGUUUCCCUUUUUCUCCCUUUUGGAAUGGGGAUACUCAUCCUGUGUCAUUGUGUGUAAGCAAGGUUUGACUUCUUUUUUAUUUUACAGGGGCUCACGGCUAACAGUUCACCUUUAGUCUCAAAGGAGACUUUGGACUUGGACUUUCCAGCGGUGCUGAAGCUGUUAAAGACUGACAACUUAGAGAUGGACUAAAUGCAGUUUGCAUAAUGAGAUGGGCAUGAGCCUUUUGGGGGUCAGGGUGGGGUGUUUUAUGUUUAGAUGUCCCCCAAGAACCUCAUGGAAGGUGACUGGAUUGCGGGAAUGGGAUAGCUGGCUCGCAGUUACACGGUUAGGGCAUGGUUGGAAGAAGUGGGUCACUGGAGGCAUGACUGGGAAGGAUGUUCCUGUCCUAGCACUUCCCUUCAUACGCUGUUAGAGAUGGACUAAAUGCUGUGCUGCUCCACUGCCAUUGCCAUGAGUAGCCUCUGCCAUGCCACGUUGGAGCCAGCUAACUAUGGACUGAAACCUCUACAAACUAUGUCCAAGAUCUCCACUUAAGGUGGUAGAAAUCUUUUGGAACAUUGAACAGGAGCUUUGUCAUUGGCUGGUCAAGAAGGAAGAGGCAGAAUGUCUGCAUUGUUACACCAUAGAGUUCAGACUUUAGAAGACUUGGGUUAGGCAGUAUCAUUUACUCUGCAAAUGAUCAUGCCUUUACCUCUCCUCUGUGAUCAUCACAAAUUAGUGACAUACACUUUAGGUUUUGUGAAUUCAGAUUAUACUGUUUUCCAGAUGCCCUGGCAGCCGGUACAGGGCCUGUGAAAAAUGGAACCAAACUCUCUGCGGACUAAAGUCCCAGCUUUCUUAUCUGAUUUGGGGAAGGCCACUUUGAGGGGAAUCAGAAAAUGUCCCCGAUGUGGUACAUACAAUGGAACCCGGGGACUGAGCUGUAAGAACAAGACCUGUGGGGCCAUUUUCCGCUAUGGUGCAAGAAAGCAGCCUAGUGUUGAAGCUGUCAAGAUCAUCACAGGCUCCGACCUGCAGGUCUACUCAGUUCGGCAGAGAGAUCGCGGCCCUGAUUAUCGAUGCUUUGUGGAGCUAGGUGUUUCAGAGACAACAAUCCAGACCGUGGAUGGGACAAUCAUCACUCAGCUGAGCUCUGGUCGGUGUUAUGUUCCCUCCUGCUUGAAAGCUGCCACGCAAGGUGUUGUGGAAAACCAGUGCCAGCAUAUCAAGCUGGCAGUGAACUGCCAGGCAGAGGCCACCCCUCUGACCCUGAAGAGCUCAGUCCUGAACGCCAUGCAAGCCUCUCCAGAAACCAAACAGACCAUCUGGCAACUGGCCACUGAACCCACAGGUCCUUUGGUACAGAGGAUCACCAAAAACAUUCUGGUGGUGAAAUGCAAGGCAAGCCAGAAGCAUAGUUUGGGGUAUUUGCAUACUUCCUUUGUGCAGAAAAUCAGCACCAAAAGCUUGCCUGAACGGCGCUUCUUCUGCUCCUGCCAGACUGUGAAAUCGCACAAGUCGAGUGCCUGUAAGGAUGAUGCAGCCCAGAGAUGCAUUCAUUUCUUUGCUUGCAUCUGUGCCUUUGCCAGUGAUGAGACUUUGGCUCAGGAAUUCUCAGACUUCCUAAAUUUUGAUUCCAGCGGUCUUAAAGAGAUUAUUGUACCCCAAUUAGGUUGUCAGUCAGAGUCAACUGUGUCAGCUUCUGAGUCUCCUGCCUCUAAGCCAAAAAAGAGGAAAAAGGAUGAAGUAUCUGGUGCACAGAUGAAUAGUUCACUAAUGCCUCAAGAUGCAGUAAGCAGUAAUCUAAGGAAGAGUGGCCCGAAAAAGCCUGUGGUUGCUUCCUCAUUAAAAAGGCAGUCCUGUGGUCAGCUGUUAGAUGAGACACAAGUGACUUUAUCCUUCCAAGAUUGGCUGGCCAGUGUAACUGAGCGAAUCCAUCAAACCAUGCACUAUCAGUUUGAUGGCAAACCGGAGCCACUGGUGUUCCACAUUCCUCAGGCCUUUUUUGAUGCCCUGCAACAGAGAAUAUCCAUAGGAAGUGCAAAAAAACGGCUCCCCAACUCCACCACAGCUUUUAUUCGAAAAGAUGCCUUGCCACUGGGAACAUUUUCCAAGUACACCUGGCAUAUCACUAAUAUCCUGCAAGUUAAACAAAUCUUAGACACCCCAGAGAUGCCCUUGGAAAUUACCCGUAGUUUUAUCCAGAACCGAGAUGGGACUUAUGAACUAUUUAAAUGCCCUAAAGUGGAAGUUGAGAGCAUAGCAGAAACCUACGGCCGCAUAGAAAAGCAACCAGUGCUGCGACCCUUGGAACUAAAAACUUUCCUCAAAGUUGGUCUUGCUGUGUUGUUCAGGCUGGCCUUGAACUCCCAGCCAUCCUCCUGCAUCAGUCUCCUGAAUUCUGAGAUUACAGGCAAUACUUCCCCAGAUCAAAAGGAGCCAACACCUUUCAUCAUUGAGUGGAUCCCAGAUAUCCUUCCUCAAGCCAAGAUUGGUGAGCUGCGGAUCAAAUUUGAGUAUGGUCACCACCGGAACGGGCAUGUGGCAGACUACCAAGACCAGCGGCCCCCCCUGGAGCAGUCAUUGGAGCUGGCCCCUCUGACCACUAUCACUUUCCCUUGAGACAAGAGUAUUUUGCUGCUAAAUUUGCACAUCCUCAACCCUGGCCACUUAAGUAACUAGAUGGACCUAUUCCUUAGUGAACUGUUCUUAGCUAAGAUUCCAUUUCUCAGAGAAUUCGAGUGGAUUUUAUUGAGGAAAAAUUCUUAUAAGUAGUCUUUUCAGUGCUGCUGUAUAUGGUCUUUAUUAUAUAUUGGGCAGUAUUUCUGGCUAGUUUUAAAAGAAGGAAAAAAUCAGCUCACUUUCCUUGUCAUGGACUCAGCUUUAGAGUUUAAAUGUUUCUCUAAUUCUUUCAAAAGUUAGCAGCAUCAGCCUUACAUUAAUAGUGUUGGUUAGAACAGAAUGUAAAGAACCAUCCUUACAGAGUUCUGGCCCUUCUCUUUAUUCUGUUCUCAAAUAAAGCACAGUGUCACUAGUUUUUCCAAA
Cavia porcellus (domestic guinea pig) is the source of this 9211-nucleotide messenger RNA. RefSeq names its product chromosome unknown C2orf42 homolog (gene CUNH2orf42). Gene Ontology annotation, cellular component: nucleus. The coding region runs from base 6986 to 8788 and encodes 600 amino acids. The record is from RefSeq and is a predicted model, not a curated record. The transcript is spliced from 11 exons. NCBI's taxonomy places the organism in Eukaryota, Metazoa, Chordata, Mammalia, Rodentia, Caviidae.